Molecule: messenger RNA, 1137 nt
Organism: Acyrthosiphon pisum (pea aphid)
Lineage: Eukaryota; Metazoa; Arthropoda; Insecta; Hemiptera; Aphididae
Product: E3 ubiquitin-protein ligase Topors-like
Exons: 8
Coding region: 1-1137 (378 amino acids)
Biological process (GO): protein polyubiquitination; protein monoubiquitination
Molecular function (GO): ubiquitin protein ligase activity
Source: RefSeq, a predicted model, not a curated record
AUGGACAUUCUUAAUAACGGACCUACUGCAAGACGCCCUUUAACACCAGAUUCACGGUGUUCAAUUUGUUUUGAUGAUGUAACCAAUAAAUGUUAUACAAAUGCAUGUUUGCAUUUGUUCUGUUUUGAAUGUUUACUACGAUGGUCGUAUUCUGAACCAACUUGUCCAUUAUGUAAGAAAACAUUUAAUUAUAUUUAUCAUUCAUUUGGUGAUCUGGGCGUCCAUGAGACAUACGCUGUUCUUAUAACAGAUAGACUCCCAUGUCCAACUCCGAGGAGUCCUAGAAGUCCAAGUCCAAAUAACGUACGGCCAAUUAGUGAAAUGCCAAAUGGUAACAGAAUAUUCAAUGGUACGAAUUCCGUUGAGAAUAUUAACCGCGAAAAUGAAAUAAUGAUGAGUACCUUGUGGAGUAUAUACGACUUGGACGAAGUGGACAAUAAUUAUGAUCAGUUGUAUCAUCAUUCAUCUCAGAACUAUCCACGUCUUACUUCACAACGGCAAAUCAUUGGUCAAGCAAUCAGAAUGCAAGUGUAUAUUGAAAAUCUGUGGGCUGAACCGUUACCCGAUACAACUGGCCGAUUCAGACACUGUAGCCCAGCUUUCUAUAGAGAUAAUCCAACACAAAUGUACAGAUUGCAUAAAUUCAUUCUAAGAGAUGUCGUUGCCAUAAGACAAUGUUUAAGAUUAAAUGAUGAGCGUCAGUCCUUGCCUAACCCUGAGAACACUGAUAUUAAUGUGACAACUAUGAUAAUGCGAUUACUAAUAGCUUUUGGAAUAAGAGAAUUACAUUUGUUUAACAGCUUAAGACGUUACCUGGAUGUACAUGCAGCUCCAUUUUAUCAGGAACCAUUACCACCAAUCAAUGUUGUUGGUGUAACCGUUGCACUCGAGACAGAUAAUGUAGAAGUUAGAGUUAAUACUGAAGACUCUGAUGUUGAAAGUCUAAGUCACUACAUCAGUUCUAUUGAUCUACUUAAUUCUGCCUCUAUGGACCAACCAUCUACAUCAUCUGGAAUUCGGGGUCCAUUAGAUCGACCAAUCAACAGGGGACGAAGAACAUCUAGUUCUGAAUCUGAAUAUGGUGGUUUACCUCGAAUAUCAUUUCAACCUCGAAUAAGAAGAGGCAGUCCUAAUUGA